Molecule: messenger RNA, 9439 nt
Organism: Ictidomys tridecemlineatus (thirteen-lined ground squirrel)
Lineage: Eukaryota; Metazoa; Chordata; Mammalia; Rodentia; Sciuridae
Gene: Rfx3
Product: regulatory factor X3
Biological process (GO): regulation of transcription by RNA polymerase II
Cellular component (GO): nucleus
Molecular function (GO): RNA polymerase II cis-regulatory region sequence-specific DNA binding; DNA-binding transcription factor activity, RNA polymerase II-specific
Source: RefSeq, a predicted model, not a curated record
UGUGUGAGUGUGUGUGUUUGUGUGUGUGCCGCGCGCUUGCUUGUGAUUUAAACCGGAUGCAGGGUAUCUGUUGUACUUGGGUUAGUAGUUAUUGACAGUGCUUUAUCCUUCUUGUAGAGAUGGGAGGGAGUAGUAGUGAGGUUCCAUUUCACUUUGAUGAACCUCCCCUCCCCACAGUGGAGUGUUAACAAUUUUCAUUGUGGUUAUGAGACUUCGUGUGUGAUGAACAGGGAAAGGACACAAGGAAGCUUUGAGAACUCACUUCACAAUGUUAUUUGUGACAGUUAUGGUACUUUAAGAGGUUUUUUUUUUUUUUUCAUCAUUUCCCUUUGAGAGUUGAAAUUGAAGUCAAGUUGUUCAUAAAGAAUGCAUGAAGCUUCUCAACUUGAAACAGACCAUCAUGCAGACAUCAGAGACUGGGUCGGACACAGGUUCGACAGUGACUUUACAGACAUCUGUGGCUAGUCAAGCAGCAGUGCCUACGCAAGUGGUACAGCAGGUACCAGUACAACAACAGGUACAGCAGGUACAGACUGUGCAGCAGGUACAACAUGUCUAUCCAGCUCAGGUGCAGUAUGUGGAAGGAAGUGACACUGUCUAUACCAAUGGGGCAAUCCGAACAACAACUUAUCCUUACACAGAAACACAGAUGUACAGCCAAAACACUGGAGGAAAUUACUUUGAUACUCAAGGGAGUUCUGCACAGGUGACUACCGUGGUCUCCUCCCACAGUAUGGUGGGUACUGGUGGGAUCCAGAUGGGUGUCACAGGAGGUCAACUCAUCAGCAGCUCUGGAGGAACCUAUCUGAUUGGCAAUUCAAUGGAGAAUUCUGGUCACUCAGUGACACACACUACUCGGGCCUCCCCAGCAACAAUUGAAAUGGCGAUUGAGACGCUGCAAAAGUCUGACGGUCUGUCCACUCACAGAAGCUCUCUUCUCAACAGCCAUCUCCAGUGGCUGUUGGACAAUUAUGAGACAGCAGAAGGAGUGAGCCUUCCCAGAAGCACUCUGUAUAACCACUACCUUCGACACUGUCAAGAACACAAACUGGACCCUGUUAAUGCUGCCUCUUUUGGAAAACUAAUAAGGUCAAUUUUUAUGGGGCUGCGAACCAGGAGAUUGGGCACUAGAGGAAACUCCAAGUACCAUUACUAUGGAAUUCGUGUCAAGCCAGAUUCUCCUCUAAAUCGUCUGCAAGAAGAUAUGCAGUAUAUGGCUAUGAGACAACAACCCAUGCAACAGAAGCAAAGGUACAAGCCUAUGCAGAAAGUGGAUGGGGUUGCAGAUGGUUUCACAGGAAGUGGUCAGCAGACAGGCACAUCUGUUGAGCAAACUGUAAUUGCCCAAAGUCAACAUCAUCAACAGUUUUUAGAUGCAUCUCGAGCACUUCCAGAGUUUGGAGAAGUUGAAAUCUCUUCUCUGCCAGAUGGUACUACCUUUGAGGAUAUCAAGUCACUGCAGAGUCUUUAUCGAGAGCACUGUGAGGCAAUAUUGGAUGUUGUUGUGAAUCUUCAAUUUAGCUUGAUAGAAAAAUUGUGGCAAACAUUCUGGCGCUAUUCUCCCUCUACUCCAACUGAUGGCACUACUAUUACCGAAUCAAGCAAUCUGAGUGAAAUAGAAAGUCGACUACCGAAAGCAAAGCUGAUAACUCUGUGCAAACAUGAGUCUAUUCUGAAAUGGAUGUGUAACUGUGACCAUGGGAUGUACCAGGCUUUGGUGGAGAUUCUCAUCCCCGACGUCCUUAGACCUAUUCCUAGUGCCUUGACCCAAGCCAUUCGAAAUUUUGCAAAAAGCCUUGAAGGUUGGCUUUCCAAUGCCAUGAACAAUAUUCCACAGAGAAUGAUACAAACCAAGGUUGCCGCUGUAAGUGCCUUUGCCCAGACUCUGCGAAGAUACACGUCACUCAAUCACCUGGCCCAGGCAGCUCGUGCAGUACUUCAGAACACUUCUCAAAUCAACCAGAUGCUCAAUGACCUCAACCGAGUCGACUUUGCCAAUGUCCAGGAGCAGGCUUCCUGGGUGUGCCAGUGUGAUGACAACAUGGUUCAGAGACUAGAAACAGACUUCAAGAUGACUCUUCAGCAGCAGAGCACACUGGAGCAGUGGGCUGCAUGGCUUGACAAUGUAAUGAUGCAAGCCCUGAAACCCUAUGAAGGAAGACCCAGCUUUCCUAAAGCCGCCAGGCAGUUUCUACUGAAAUGGUCUUUCUACAGCUCAAUGGUUAUUCGGGAUUUAACUUUGCGCAGUGCUGCUAGCUUUGGCUCCUUCCACCUGAUCCGUCUACUCUACGAUGAGUACAUGUUCUACUUAGUAGAGCAUCGUGUUGCUCAGGCAACAGGAGAGACACCCAUAGCAGUCAUGGGCGAGACAUACCUUGUAGAUGAAAAAAAUACUCCUAUCAUGGAACUCUUUAUAAGCAAACUUCUGAAUUUUGGUGAUUUGAAUGCUGUAUCUCCUGGAAAUCUGGAUAAAGAUGAAGGCAGUGAAGUGGAAAGUGAAAUGGAUGAAGAACUGGAUGACUCUUCAGAGCCUCAAGCCAAAAGAGAGAAAACAGAGCUGAGCCAGGCGUUCCCAGUGGGCUGCAUGCAGCCUGUUCUUGAGAGCAGUGUGCAACCAAGCCUCCUGAAUCCAAUUCACAGCGAGCACAUCGUCACAAGUACUCAGACUAUCAGGCAGUGCAGCGCCACGGGAAACACCUACACUGCAGUCUAAAGAAUAUUAAAGUGUAUUUUUCCAGCUUACAUUAACCCUGUUGAUAUUGGGCUUAAGUUGAAAAUUUAAUAAGCCUGAAGGUCGACUGUUGUCAAAUUCUCUCUGUGCUGAACAUUACCUUUUUGGAGUUGUGAAAUGGAAUGGGUGUAUGUAUUUUGCCAGGUCUUUUUUUUUUUUUUAACCAAAUUAUUUGUCUCUUAAUAAUAAGAGGUUUUUUUUCUCUUAGUUUCAGGUGUCAAGAAGGAUUUUUACAACACUUAAUGUCAAUGUUUUUGUUUUCUUAUAAUUAAACAGUAAUUUACAUUUUUUGUAGCUUAAAUAUUUUAUUGUUGAUUGUUAGUCUUGGUGUAUGAUUUCAUGUGUAAGUUUUUUAAUUAGAUGCACUUCUGUGAAAUAUCAAAAGAAAUGAAUUUCUUUGAUUUACACUGGAGGCAUGCCCAUUUGGCAGCAGAUGCAUCAAAUUUGCUUUUGAAAGGUGCUUUUUAUUGGACAGAACCAUAAGACACUAUUUUGAUAACAUUUUGGAGUACAGAAAGAGAAUACAGAGCAUUUUUAUUAUAGUGCUAGAGGGUUGGGAAGGUCAUCUAUUUUUCUCUGAAGAAAAAUUGAGCUGUGCAUUUAUCAGUUCAGAGUAAAUGACAGAAUUGCAAGAGAUUAUGCUAAUAUGUACAUAAUUUAUGUACAUAAUUAUUAGACCAUGUUAACAAUGCAAGUUUCCAUGAGACAUUGAAUUUUAACCAUUAUUUGCACCCCAGUCCCUCUGUUUAAAGACUACUGAUUCUGUAUUUGGGGCCACUACAUAAGUGUGUUCUGCUGUUAAGUGGGGCUGUGAUAGUUAGAUACUGACGCUGAUAAAAUGACUUGACUUUUUUUUUUUUUUUUAAGUGUACAUGCUACUUAUGCUGAGCUGGACAUACAGGAAACCAUUCCAUUUGGAUGACUUUCUUUUAUUCCAGGUCUUUUUUCUAAUAGUAGUUCAAUAUGCUGCUAUUAUAAAAGAAAAUUUAUAGAAUGCAAGGAAUGUAGCAACCUGCAUAUCGUUAUUUCCUUCAAAAAUACUUCCUGGUUUCUAAAGUAUGUGGAUUUAAAUUUUAAACAGAACCUGAAGGCAGUGUAACUGGCACACCUCACCGUUACUUAUCCCCAAUUCUGUAGGAUUUGGAUAGGUGGCUGGAUGGAUCAUUGCCAUUGAAGAAUGUACAUCAGGGAUCAUCGUACCUCGGCUAUUACAUGGUGCCUUAAAACAGAACUGAAGCUAAGGUUUAGUAAGGUUUAUUUUGUUCAUGUGAAUAACUCUUCAAUCCAUUUGACAAAGUGUGCCUGUCAUUUUCAGAUUCCUGAAGUAAGGACAGGUUACAUGUUCUUCAAAGGAAAUUUAGAGAAAAUGAAGCAAAACAAAAAGACAAAAAUCAGUUUCCCUCUGAGUGACCAUGAACCUAUUUUUUAUUCUUAGAGUUGACUAUUACUUGAUUACAAAUCAGAUUGCUUAAGGGUAUGGAAUAGCAGGCUAGUUUUAAUACCAACUUGUUACAUAAAAUCAUAUGUUUUAGACCAUUCUUAUUUAGUUACAAUUCUAGAAAGUUACAAAAUAAGCAGGUACUUAUUGAAGUGCAUCUUUUCAGUCUAAAUGUUUGUCCGUGUGUCUAGGUGUCUGUGUGUUCACAUGCACACGAGUGCCCAUGGGGCAGGAUUCUGCUACAAAGUCAGAAGGUGAGUUCCUAGAGAGCAUGCACCCAUCCCCAUUUUAAUUUUCAUGAAAAGCCAAGGUUCUUUUAAGCACUCAAAUUAUUACCAGCAACAGAAAAGGCACAUCCUUUGAUUUUAAAUAGUUACAAAAUACUAAUCAGCAAACACUGAUAAAUAACUAAUUAAAUAAAGCCAAAAGAAAAAGGAAAGCACAAAAUGAUUUAAAGAUUACUAAUGAAAACUAUAUUGUAUUGGGGAGAGGGGGGGUUGGGAAGAAGAGGGUGAGCCAGUCUAUAAAGUUAAACAUACCAAAUGGCUUCUCAGGUAACAUACAGUGUAUUUGAGCUGUUGUUGCUUGAUUGCCUCAGACUAUUUUAAGUUCAACUGUGUUUCUUAAGCAAAUUUUCAAUGUUUUAAAUACAAUUUUUUAAAUUGAUUCAAAUUUUGUAUUUUACAAGAUAAUUAUAUAUUUGAAAGUCUUCACUAGCACCCUAGUAUCACCUUCAUCUAAACAUCAUUCAAAUGAUCAUCCCCCUUUUUCCUCCCCAAAAGGCAAUGAAUAUGCAUCUCACACACACACUUGAACAAACACACACACACACACACACACACAUACACAUACGCGUAGUAGAAAAAAGAAGUCAUAAGCUUCUAAAAACUAAAUAUCUCUUUUAUUGUUGCAUUAGGAUAUUUUCACAUAAAAUUAAAAUCAAAAAAGGAAAAAACACUCUUCAUUUUGGCUCUCCUUUCUGAGUUUUUUCAGUUUCCUGUCCCUACCCACUAUCCCCUGAGUGGUAUUACAUUUGUAUUGGACCAAAUGUAUUUACUGGUUUCAUCUUGUUUAUUGAAUGACUUUAAAUGUAUUUAUUAUCAUUGUUCUUUUAAUUUAAUGUCGGAUAUAUUUGUAUCACUAGAGGAUUCUGAUAAUAAUGGACAAAUUUAGAUUCAUGAGACUUGGGGGAUUGGGGACCCUCCAGGAUUCAACAUUUCUUCCAAUUGUUCAUGGUUUGUUCUAAAUUAGAGCAGAUUAGAAAUUGAUAAAUAUCACUGUAUUUGAAAUUGACUCAAUAAAAAUGUUCUGAUCUCUUUUGGAAAACUUAGAAAUAUUAAUCCUUCGUGGCCAGUGUAGAUUGUUGUGAUCAAUACACAAAAGACACCUACCUAUGGUUCACUCUACUUCCAGUUAUUUGUAGUCCACAGUACAACAUGUGCACAUGCUCACACAUUUUCAUUAAUGUUGAAUUUAAAAUGUUUUAGAAAAUUAAAACUAUAAUUUAUAUAUUAGAGCCAAUUGGAGCAAUCACAUUUGUUGUAAUUAUUGAAAUUGUUAUUUUCAUUCAUUGGAACUGUGACUUUCCUAAAUAAUAUAAGCCACUAAUACCCUCAUAAUAAAUUUAUUAACAAGUGACACAAGUACACAUUCUAAGGACUUAUUGGUAUUUCUUGGCAUUGUAAUCAUACAUAAGUUAUGAGAUAUAUGACUUAUAUAUAAGCCAUGUGCUAUACUUUCAAAGAGGAAGACUAUAAGGAAGGUAUGUUAGUUUUGGAAAAGAUAUUUCCAUUUGACAGGAUUGAGUAUCAUGGCUAUAGUGUGAUCUUGACAUACACUUUGAGGAUUACACCAAAGGAUUUACAUUUAUAAAACCAGUGAACAAUAGGAUGGAAUGGGUGAACCACUGGAACAUAGGGCCCAAUUCUCAGUUUUUUCUUCGAGUUUGCUGAUCACUUUUCAGGAUUUUCAUCCAAACUAUGUUUGGACUGACUGUUUAAGUCUUACUGCCUUUUCAGAAACCUGCUUUCCUUUUUGUGCUUUUUCUUGUACUGUAUAGCACGGUUCAUGCACCUCUCUUUAGAUGGUGUACUUUAAAAACAAAAGUAAAAUUUCAAAAAUGGUUUUAUCACUGCAUACCUAAAAUUAGUAGUGUGCAACAUUGACUGCCUUUGAUUUGUAGUAGACAAGUGAAAAGGAACACAUUCUUGUAGAAUGCUAUAAGUCAUUCAGGAAUGAAUAUGGUUUCAGUGCCGUAAUCAUGGACCUUUUUACAUGAAUACCCUGUCUAGAAAUACUAAAUGCAUUUUCAAAUUUAAAAAAAAAAUCAUUCAGAUAAUAUAUUUGAAAUGUCUAAAAUAAUGCUGUGCUUGAAACAUUAGUGUAAGAGAAAAAAAAAAAAGUUUGUCACUGUGAUGUUGGUCCUCCCUGUGUGGACACAAGUAGAAAGUUAAAAACUUGGCAAGUCACCUUUGUGUUCAAUAUGAGGCAGUGGUUAUAUAUGAUAAAUUGACUUUGUUAUAACCUCUCCCCCUCCCCAAAUUCUUUGGAGAAAUAACAACUAUCUAAAAGUUGAAGUCAAAGCUUUUGUGAUCUGUAUGAAUGUACCAGAACAUGGGGAAGGAGGAUCAGCAUGCAGUGCUCUUGAAAAUGGGGCUUGUCACUAGAUCAGAGCAGCCUCCAUGUGUAUGGUUAGAACAAAUCAAUUUAAUGGAAUCCUAGUAUUUCUGCAAGUUUGGUGAUUUUUAAAAACUGGAAUAGAAGCAUUAAUUCAGUGCUUAGUUCUAGUAUUAGAAAACCCCUUUGAUGUAAUGCCUUGUAUUAACCCUUUGAGCAUUGUAAGAUAUACAAUGGGGGACAAAAGCCUUUCAGAUCAUUUAUUUAGACUUAGACCGGUAAAAUAUACUCUAUAUCCAAAUGUCUAAUUAUGCUGUUUUUUUAAAGGGGGGGUAGGAAGAGAAAGUGUUUCCAUGCCGAAACACUUGCAUUUUAUAUACAACUCCUAAUUUUCCUUCAAGAGGGCUUGAUAUAUUUAUUCCCAAAUAUUCACUGCCAUCUAAGUAAGUGUACUGUUUACAGAAAAAGAAAUCAACUUUUCUAGCAUCACAUCAUGACGCUCUAGAAAAGGAGGGCAAAUACAUGGGCCUGUGUAGACCUAUGUCAUAACUGAUUUCUGCACAUUGAAGGUACCUAGAUUGCCUUUAAAAGGUAUGAUAAAGAAAGGGUUACAUUUCUUCUUUUUUCCCAAAACAAAAGAUCUCAUUUAUUUAGCUUUAGAAAAUACAAGUGUAAGUGAAGCCUUAGGAAGAAAUGAGUUCAAGUGAAUAUACAAACUCUGAACUCUCUGGGGGCAGUCAGGCUAUUUGGAUUUGCAUCACUCAUAAAAUAUUGUUUGGGAAUUUAUACAGGGCAUAAUUUUAUCCAUGCUCCAAAACUUUAAUACUUUGUCAGGAAAAAAAAAACAUGUAGAGAUAGAAUGGAGAGCAAAGCACUUAAUUUUAAGCUCAUCUGUCAAAAGACUCUAUGACUACUGCUUCUGAUAUCUAAGUAUCAGUCUGCUUACAUCAUUACUGAUUGGUUCAAGGGAAUCUCUUUACGCACUUGCUCCCCUUUGUCCCCAGUGUGAUCAAACAGGAGAGCAGUGUUGUCUGCAGAUGUGCUUGCGCAGCCCUAGCUGGGCGCAAGUAAGAGUGUAACCUAUUCUGAUGUCUGGUGAACAGACAUCCAUAGCAUAGUGCAAGUAUGCCGUAAACGUUGCUUUUUAGGCAGUUUAGGAAGUUACACCAUGCAAAUUACUCGUGUGUUAACAUGCAAUACUCAAAGGGUUUUAAUUUAACUCUCUUCUUUUGAAUUCUUCAUGAUGAUUUACUGUAAAUGCUUCUCAGUUUGCAUGCCUUGAUCAUUGCUGCUAGUGAUUUUAUGUGCCAGUAGACCUGAGUUUAGUUUACCAAUUUUACUUAAUUAAAUAGUAAAAGCCACUUACAAAGUGACUGCCUAGGAUAUGUUUUUCCUUUUGUUUAAAGUAAUUGGUAAUGAUGUCUUUUUUUUUAAUGUGAUUUGUCUCUUUUAUUUGGUUCUGAUAUUUAACUCUUUUUUCCCUCUUUCCUUUGUUUUUAAAAUAAAUUAUACUGUUGGGAUUGGAAGCCCUGAGUAAUGAAAUAUUUGGUAAGAAUUGUCUAUGUAGCUCAAUAAUGAGGGCAACAAAUCUUUGUUAGAAGAAUUUUGAUUCUAAGAGGAAAGAAAAAAUAAAAAAUCUCUCAUUGACUGCUGAUAACCAAGUAAAUUUUUCCUUCAAUUGAUUAGUAGUUCUGAACAAAUGAUUGCCUUGUUUAAACUUGCUAAACACAAUUUUAAAUGACCCAAUAAAGGAGGUAUUGAAUUUUAUUCGUUUAAAAAGCAUCUUUUGUACCAAAGCAAAUUUUUUUCUCUAUUCAUCUCCAUCAUCAAUUUGGACCUAUGGUGGUGACCAAUGCGUUGGUUACAGAAACUUUAAGUGAGUGCCUUGAGAAAACUUGGAAAUUUGUGCCUGAGGUGGUAAACUUUUAAUUAGGUUAAUUGUAGUGCUUACCAAUCAGUAAUUCUACUAUCACUCAGGGCUUUCGUACCUUCUAGGUAAAACUUCUUUCAUUGUGUUUUUUUAAGAUACUGUAUUUUUUUUUAAGUGCCAUCAUUUAAAUUUCACUUAGUAAGUGGCAGAUUCCAUUAUUCAGUCCCACAAGCACAGAAACAUAGUAACACUAGGAUAUAUUUGAACAUUUAUUUUACAAUCGACUGAAUAUAUUAUGUAAAUGAGGUAAGCAACUUUUGUAGAGAUUGUAUGUGUGAGAUAAUGUAAUGUUCUUUUCCAGUUUUUGGACUACAGUUGAAUAAACUUUUUAAUUAUUUAAAAACAUCUUUACCGAAUAACAUGUGAUGGUUUUUUGUAUAAUGUAUUUGAUUUUGUAAAUACGUAUUUCCUGAUGUGAUUUUUGUGAGAAAUGCUAAAUCUUUUAGUAUAUCAUGUCCUCUCAAAAUUGGCAGGAGCUAAAUAAUAGUUUGUGGGCGAUUUGUAUUGUGUACUGUACAAUAACUGGGGAACUUUUAUAAUUAUAAAAAUAUAUAUUAACUUUUAGUGUGUUGUUUAAACAAAUGACUGGAACAUACUAAAGAUAUUAGUAGGAUUUUUCUGAAUAUUUCAGACUUGAACUCAGGCUAGCUUUCUUGUGUUUUUCAAAACGAAAUGGUGUCUUGUCUUUUAAAAUCAAUAAAUUUGUUUCCUUGUUACAAACCCA